Molecule: messenger RNA, 882 nt
Organism: Teleopsis dalmanni
Lineage: Eukaryota; Metazoa; Arthropoda; Insecta; Diptera; Diopsidae
Exons: 3
Coding region: 154-882 (242 amino acids)
Source: RefSeq, a predicted model, not a curated record
GACACUUGAAAUUAAAACGCAGCAUGCAGUUUUAAAGUGAAGUGAAAAACAAUUAAAUCUGAAAAUUUUGCAUUCAACAAGUGAUAGUGCAGUGCAAACAAAUAUCAUUAUAAAAUUGUUAUUGAAAAAAUUUAUUAUAAGAUUAAUUAAAAAAUGCAAGCACUCAUGCCCACACUCGUUGCCCGCACGUUCCUCUGUGUUUUGUUGUUCAUCAAUGUUUUUAAUACACUCGCGAACAUCGCGCAUGGACAAUAUUUAAUUAAUCCAAAUAUGUUUACGGAAAUCAAAUCAAAAACUUAUGAACUGCUCGAUCCCAAUAUCCAACUAAAGGAGCAAGGGUAUUUCGAUGUUGUUGAAAAGCCUGAGCAGUUUUUUGAUAUGGAAGAAAUUAAAAUUGCGCCAAACAGCAAACGUAACAGAGGCAAUAAAUCCCCUGCACAUGUGCAGCAGCUCAUGAAAUUAGCGACUUUAGCGGCAGCAUCAACAUCAGACGAUGACGUAGCUUCCGGCGAGAGGAAGAUAAAAGCUAAAAAGAAUCUACCCGCUCUUCUGUUUAAUAAUGAUUUAAAAGAGAUACAUGAUAUAAAUGCCAAAAAUAUUGAAAACGAUUCGAGGCACAGUUCUUUAUAUGAACGCAACACCAUUGUGGAGCCAACAUUGCCCAUAGAAAAAAUAAGCGCCAAAAAAAAAUUAAAAAAUAAUCUUAAAGGAGUUGACUCGUAUGGAAUUUUAAAUACAAGCCCAAGCUCAUCGUUGAUCACGUGCUGCGUCAAACCUUAUCAACAGCAACAAGUUGCUUGCUUUAAUAUGAAAAAAAAAUGGCAAAAUGUCAAUAUAGCUGAAGAAGAGCCACGUCAAAAUCAUCACAAUGGGGUGGCAUGA